Syngnathus acus (greater pipefish) is the source of this 2362-nucleotide messenger RNA. It is a transcript of the gene wls, whose product is annotated as Wnt ligand secretion mediator. The transcript has 12 exons. The record is from RefSeq and is a predicted model, not a curated record. Gene Ontology annotation, biological process: intracellular protein transport; Wnt signaling pathway; Wnt protein secretion. Lineage: Eukaryota; Metazoa; Chordata; Actinopteri; Syngnathiformes; Syngnathidae. Gene Ontology annotation, molecular function: Wnt-protein binding. Bases 139 to 1755 code for a protein of 538 amino acids. Gene Ontology annotation, cellular component: organelle membrane; endomembrane system.
UUCUUCCUUCGAAGUUGAAAGGCAAAACUGGAGCGGCGGAAGCGAGCCGCUACUUUGCUACCUUCUCACACUCGUCGCGGAUGCAACGACUUCGUCUCUUUUGAGGAGCCACAUUGUCUAUUUUAACCCUCCAUCACGAUGGCGGGGGCAAUUAUCGAGAACAUGAGCACCAAAAAGUUGGUGAUCGUGGGAGUUAUACUGCUUUUGUUCCAGGCGUUCGCUUUCAUGGUCGGUGGGUUAAUUGCUCCCAGCCCCACCACGGCAAUCCAUUACCUGGCCACCAAAUGCGUGGACACCGCCAAGCACCGGCAGGAAGCCAAAUGGUUCAUGCCAUGGGGUCCCAAUCAAUGCGACAAAAUCCGCUCCUUUGACGAGGCCCCGGCUAAGAUGAUUGAGGCCAACAACAUUGUGUUUGCCGUCCACAUUCCUCUGCCCAACAAGGAGAUGAGCCCCUGGUUCCAGUUCAUGCUGGUCAUCUUGCAGUUUGACAUCGCCUUCAAGAUGUACAACCAGAUAGAGGACGGAGCCAUGGUCACCGUUGACGUGGGCCUGGCCUACAGAGAUGAUACAGUCAGCGAGUGGACCGAGAUGGCGCACUCAUUUGAACAACGGAAGCUCAGCUGCAACUUCACCACUUCCAAGACUUUUGAAAACGAGGGCCGUUACUACGAGUGUGACCUCCUGCCCUUCAUGGAGGUCGGCAGCGUGGCCCACAAGUACUAUCUUCUCAACGUUCGUCUGCCGGUCAAUGAGCGCAAGAAGAUCAACGUGGGCAUCGGAGAAAUCAAGGACAUUCGCUUGGUUGGCAUCCACCAAAAUGGCGGCUUCACUAAGGUUUGGUUUGCCAUGAAGACGUUCCUCACACCCAGCAUCCUCAUCAUCAUGAUAUGGUACUGGAGGCGCAUCACGCUCAUGACGAGACCUCCUGUGCUGCUGGAGAAAGUGAUCUUUGCUCUGGGCAUCUCCAUGACGUUCAUCAACAUCCCAGUGGAGUGGUUCUCCAUUGGCUUCAACUGGACCUGGAUGUUGCUUUUUGGAGACAUCCGACAAGGCAUUUUCUACUCCAUGUUGCUUUCCUUCUGGAUCAUCUUCUGCGGAGAGCACCUCAUGGACCAAACGGAGAGGAAUCGUUUCUCAGUGUAUUGGAAACAAGUCGGGCCCAUCGUGUUUGGGUCGUUCUGUCUCUUCAUCUUCGACAUGUGUGAGAGAGGUGUCCAGUUAACAAACCCCUUCUACAGCAUCUGGGCAUCUGAUGUCGGGACUGAGCUGGCUAUGGCUUUCAUAAUAGUAGCCGGGAUCUGCGCUUGCCUCUACUUCCUCUUCCUUUGCUUCAUGGUUUUCCAAGUCUUCCGCAACAUCAGUGGUAAGAGGUCUUCACUGCCUGCCAUGUCCAAGGCCAGACGCCUGCACUACGAGGGUUUGAUUUUUCGUUUCAAAUUCCUCAUGUUGGUCACGUUGGCCUGUGCCGCCAUGACUGUCAUCUUCUUCAUCAUCAGUCAGGUGAAUGAGGGUCACUGGCACUGGGGGGAACACACCGUUGAGGUGAACAGUGCCUUCUUCACGGGUAUCUACGGAAUGUGGAAUCUCUACGUAUUCGCCAUCAUGUUCUUGUACGCCCCCUCUCACAAGCGACAAAGCAUCACCGGCGAUACUGCAGCAAGCAGCGGCGAAGACAUCCAGCUGACUACGACCAUCACUCACGUCGACGGUCCCACUGAGAUCUACAAGAUGACUGGAAAAGAAGCCCAAGAGUAGCACCGCAUCAUCUUUGACAGCCACCCUUUAUUACCUACUGUUCCAACUGCCCCCUUUCCCCACCGACAUGUUGUACAUAAGUUACCCGAGCAACCUGACCCAACCGUGCCUGGCCACCUUGCAUGAACCUUUCAGUCGCCAGCCUGUUGAUCUGCAGUAUUGUCAACAAGUCAUUUCAUGUUGGAUACAUUUCCAUACUUGCUGUAUAGUGUUAUACGAUUUUAAAUGUUGCACUCUUUUGACACCAAGUUGGGUACAUGAAAGCUGCUUCAUUGAUCAAUUAGUUCAUAUUGUUACAUUUAUUCUUUUUCCGCUGGAGGGAUGCUAUGCUGCCACUUCAUGUUCUAUCUUCUAAUAAUUUCAUAGUGAAGGCCGUAUAACCUGUCACUAAUCUCUUCCAUACCAAGUAAAUCACGUGACACAUCAUUACAUUUUUUUUAUAUUUGGGAAAAUGUACAGAUCACAGCCUAUUUUUUAUAGUGUUUCCCAACUUCAAAAACAUGUAUCAAGCUCUAUCAUGUUAAGAGUUUAGAAGUUGCCAGUAGUCUGAUUAAAUGUCAUGUUUUUUUUAUUGUAAUUUAAAUAAAAGUACUUUUACUUAACUGCG